CCCCCUCCUCCUCCCUCCUCCCCCCUCCCCCUUCAUUCCCUCCCCCCCCCCCCCACGAGGCCGCCGCCGCUCGCUGCGUCCCCGCGUCCGUCCGUCGGCUCCGUCCGUCGGCUCCGGCCGCCGGUCCCGCGGCUCUUCGGCCUCCGCCAGCGCAGCCCGGCCGCGUCCGGCUGUCCCCGCACCCCCCAUCGCACCCCGCGUCCGGCUGUCCCUGCGUCCCUCCAUAUCGUCCCCUGCAUCCUCCAGCGCAUCCCUCCAUCCCGUGUCCGUCUGUCCCCGCAUCCCUCCAUCCCGUGUCCGUCCGUCCCUGCAUCCCUCCAUAUCGCGUCUGUCCGUCCCUGCAUCCCCUCAUCACAUCCUGUGUCCGUCUGUCCCCGCAUCCCCCCAUAUCGUGUCUGUCCGUCCCCGCAUCCCCCCAUAUCGGGUCUGUCCGUCCCCGCAUCCCCCCAUAUCGGGUCCGUCCGUCCCGCACCCCCCCCUUCGCCUCCCUCUGUCCCACAUCCCUCCAUCCCUCUGUCCUUCAUCCCUGGGUCCCGCCUCUGUCUGUCUGUCCCGCAGCCGUGUCCGUCCGUCCUUCAUCCCCGCACCCCGUGUCCGCCUGUCUUGGCCCCCCCCCCCCCCCCGCUCCCCAUCGCAUCCCUCCAUCCCGGCUCCCUCCGUCCCGCAUCCAUCGAUCCCCCCCCCGCCGUGUCCGUCCGUCCUUCACCCCCCCCGUUCCCGUGUCCGUCCGUCCGUCCCUCGUGCCCUUCCCGCUCUCAUGGCGCCCGCGGCCUCGGGGACACGGCAGCCGGCGACGCCGUGAGCGGGCAGGAUGAGCUCGUGCAGCAGCCGGGCGCUGACGCUGCUGAGCAGCGUGUUCGGGGCCUGCGGGCUGCUGCUGGUGGGCAUCGCCGUCAGCACCGACCACUGGCUCUACAUGGAGGAGGGGGUGGUGCUGCCGCAGAACCAGAGCACCGAGGUGCGCAUGGCGCUGCACGCCGGCCUCUGGAGGGUCUGCUUCUUCGCCGGGCGGGAGAAGGGGCGCUGCGUCGCCUCCGAGUAUUUCCUGGAGCCCGAAAUCAACCUCGUGACGGAGAACACGGAAAACAUCCUGAAGACGGUGCGCACGGCCACGCCGUUCCCCAUGGUGAGCCUCUUCCUCGUCUUCACGGCCUUUGUCAUCAGCAACGUGGGGCACAUCCGGCCGCAGCGCACGCUGCUCGCCUUCGUCUCGGGCAUCUUCUUCAUCCUCUCGGGGCUGUCGCUGGUGGUGGGGCUGGUUCUCUACAUCUCCAGCAUCAACGACGAGGUGAUGAACCGCCCGAGCGGCUCGGAGCAGUACUUCCAGUACCGCUACGGCUGGUCCUUCGCCUUCGCCGCCUCCUCCUUCCUGCUCAAGGAGGGCGCCGGGGUGAUGUCGGUGUACCUGUUCACCAAGCGCUACGCGGAGGAGGAGCUGUUCCGGGCGCCCCCCGCGCUGCUGCGGCCGCGGCUCAGCGCCUGCUCGGGGCUGUCGGGGCAGUUCCUGCAGCCCCGCGCCUGGCCCCGCGCCCGCAGCCCCUCCGAGGCCUCCUCGGACGUGUCCAUCCAGAUGACCCAGAACUACCCCCCCGCCAUCAAGUACCCCCAGCACGGGCACCUCAACACCUCCCCCUGCUAGGGGGGGCGGGGGCACCGGCUGGGGGUGGGGGGUGCGGGAUCGGGGGUGCAGGGUGUGGGGUGUGGGGUGGGGGAUGUGGGGUGUGGGGUGUGAGUCCAUGGGAUGAGGAUGUGGGGACAUGGGGGUCAUGGGGACAAUGAGGACCAUGGGGACGAGGAAGACAUGGACACCAUGGAGAUGGAUGGGGGGACAUGGGGGCAAUGGGGGACAUGGGGGCAAUGGGGUGAUGGGGUGACGGGGGCAAUGGGGCAGUGGGGAGCAAUGGGGGCAAUGGGGCAAUGGGGGCAAUGGGGGCAAUGGGGGCAAUAGGGCAAUGGAGCAAUGGGGGCAAUGGGGGGCAAUGGGGCAAUGGGGCAAUGGGGGCAAUAGGGCAAUGGGGCAAUGGGGGCAAUGGGGGGCAAUGGGGCAAUGAGGCAAUGGGGGGCAAUGGGGCAAUGGGGCGAUGGGGCAAUGGGGGCAAAGGGGCAAUAGGGCAAUGGGGCAAUGGGGGCAAUGGGGCAAUGGGGCAAUGGGGCGAUGGGGGCAAAGGGGCAAUGAUGGGCGAGACACGACUUGGCGGCCAUCUUAUCCCAUCAACAAUGGCCAAUGGUGGCCGGGACACAGCUUGGCGGCCAUCUUGUCUGGCUGCCAUAGCCAAUGAGGUUGCAGCGGCCAUCUUCUCCUGCCAGAGAUGGCCAAUGAGGAACAAGCAAGGGCUUGAGCGGCCAUCUUGUCCUGCCACCACAGCCAGCAAGGGGCAGGAUAUGACCUGGCGGCCAUCUUGUCUCAGCACCCAUGGCCAAUGGCAGGCGGGACGUGGCUCGGCCGCCAUCUUUACUGUGUCCCCAUUGACCCCAAUGGGGGUGAUGGGGGGGUCCCAAAGCAAUGGGGGGGUCAUAGAGCAAUGGGGGGGCCCAAAGCAAUGGGGGGGGCCCAAAGCAAUGGGGGGGCCCCCACUACCUGUGGCAAUAAACAGCUUCAAUAUGUAGCUUCCCCCCCCCCAAACCCACAAUAGAGGGGGGGGGAAUGGGGGGGGGGAUGGGCUGAACACCCCCAAAAUGGGGGUCAAUGGGGGGGGUAUGGGGGGGCAUUGACCCCCCAUUAUAAGGGGGGGGUGUUGCCCCCCCCCGCUGUGUGAUAUGUAAAUAGGGAUCGAUGAGACCUCAAUAAAGGAUUUCAAACUACCCCCCC
Molecule: messenger RNA, 2809 nt
Organism: Strigops habroptila (Kakapo)
Lineage: Eukaryota; Metazoa; Chordata; Aves; Psittaciformes; Psittacidae
Gene: CACNG7
Product: calcium voltage-gated channel auxiliary subunit gamma 7
Exons: 6
Coding region: 812-1639 (275 amino acids)
Biological process (GO): positive regulation of synaptic transmission, glutamatergic; transmission of nerve impulse; regulation of AMPA receptor activity
Cellular component (GO): postsynaptic density membrane; AMPA glutamate receptor complex
Molecular function (GO): channel regulator activity; voltage-gated calcium channel activity
Source: RefSeq, a predicted model, not a curated record